AUGGCUCCCAAGACCAUCAUCGCGCCCUCCAUCCUGUCGGCUGACUUUGCUCAGUUCGGCCAUGACUGCGCUCGCACCAUGGAGCAGGGCGCCGACUGGCUGCACGUCGACAUCAUGGACGGUCACUUUGUACCCAACAUCACCUUUGGACCUCCCGUGGUCGCCGCGAUCCGAGGCCACGUCGACCAGCCCACCGAGGCACUUGGCAGAGGCACCUUUGACUGCCACAUGAUGAUUGCAGAGCCCAAGAAAUGGGUCAAGGAGUUCAAGAAGGCCGGCUGCAACCUCUACUGCUUCCACUACGAGGCCGCCUUUUCCAGCGACGCCGAGAGCCCCGAGCAGCAGACCGACGAGAAGACCAACCCCAAGGCGCUGAUCCGAUAUAUCCACGACAACGGUCUGCUCGCUGGUAUCGCUAUCAAGCCUGAUACUUCUGUCGACGUGCUGUGGGAGAUUCUGGAGAACGCCGAGGAGCAGGAACGACCUGAUAUGGUCCUGAUCAUGACGGUUUACCCCGGUUUCGGUGGACAAAAGUUCAUGGCCUCUGAGCUGCCCAAGGUCCAGGCCCUCCGAGAAAAGUACCCCGAGCUCAACAUCGAAGUCGACGGCGGUCUAGGCCCCGGCACGAUCGACCAGGCCGCGGAUGCCGGUGCCAACGUCAUCGUGGCUGGCAGCGCCGUGUUCGGAGCCAAGGACCCCUCCGAGGUCAUCUCGCUCCUGCGCAAGUCGGUGGAUGACCGCAAGGCAAAGUAA
Fusarium keratoplasticum is the source of this 753-nucleotide messenger RNA. RefSeq names its product Ribulose-phosphate 3-epimerase. Bases 1 to 753 code for a protein of 250 amino acids. Gene Ontology annotation, biological process: pentose-phosphate shunt, non-oxidative branch; pentose-phosphate shunt; carbohydrate metabolic process. NCBI's taxonomy places the organism in Eukaryota, Fungi, Ascomycota, Sordariomycetes, Hypocreales, Nectriaceae. Gene Ontology annotation, molecular function: D-ribulose-phosphate 3-epimerase activity; metal ion binding. Gene Ontology annotation, cellular component: cytosol. The transcript has 4 exons. The record is from RefSeq and is a predicted model, not a curated record.